Messenger RNA from Procambarus clarkii (red swamp crayfish), 1029 nucleotides. The record is from RefSeq and is a predicted model, not a curated record. Lineage: Eukaryota; Metazoa; Arthropoda; Malacostraca; Decapoda; Cambaridae.
AUGACGGGGCGUUUGCCCACUGCAAAGUUCCGUUGGGGUGAAGGUUCUGGUAAUGUCUUAGUGGCUGAGGGUCGUGGAAACCAAGCCACCAGGUGGAAGGAGAGGAGACCCAAGCCACCAGGUGGAAGAAGAGGAGACCCAAGCCACCAGGUGGAAGAGGAGGAGACCCAAGCCACCAGGAGGAAGAAGAGGAGAUCCAAGCCACCAGGUGGAAGAAGAGGAGACCCAAGCCACCAGAUGGAAGAAGAGGAGACCCAAGCCACCAGGAGCAAAGAGAGGAGAUCCAAGCCACCAGGAGGAAGAAGGAGACCCAAGCCACCAGGAGGAAGAAGAGAUCCAAGCCACCAGGUGGAGGAAGAGAUCCAAGCCACCAGGUGGAAGGAGAGGAGACCCAAGCCACCAGGUGGAAGAAGAAAUCCAAGCCACCAGGAGGAAGGAGACGAGACCCAAGCCACCAGGAGGAAGAAGAGAUCCAAGCCACCAGGUGGAAGGAGAGGAGACCCAAGCCACCAGGAGGAAGAAGAGAUCCAAGCCACCAGGUGGAAGAAGAGAUCCAAGCCACCAGGUGGAAGAAGAGAUCCAAGCCACCAGGUGGAAGGAGAGGAGACCCAAGCCACCAGGUGGAAGAAGAGAUCCAAGCCACCAGGAGGAAGAGACCCAAGCCACCAGGAGGAAGAAGAGAUCCAAGCCACCAGGUGGAAGAAGAGAUCCAAGCCACCAGGUGGAAGGAGAGGAGACCCAAGCCACCAGGUGGAAGAAGAGAUCCAAGCCACCAGGAGGAAGAAGAGGAGACCCAAGCCACCAGGUGGAAGGAGAGGAGACCCAAGCCACCAGGAGGAAGAAGAGAUCCAAGCCACCAGGUGGAAGGAGAGGAGACCCAAGCCACAAGGAGGAAGAAGAGAUCCAAGCCACCAGGUGGAAAAAGAGAUCCAAGCCACCAGGUGGAAGGAGAGGAGACCCAAGCCACCAGGAGGAAGAGGAGACCCAAGCCACCAGGAGGAAGAAGAGGAGACCCAAGCCACCAGGUGA